Penicillium digitatum Pd1 is the source of this 1614-nucleotide messenger RNA. RefSeq lists its product as uncharacterized. The record is from RefSeq and is a predicted model, not a curated record. NCBI's taxonomy places the organism in Eukaryota, Fungi, Ascomycota, Eurotiomycetes, Eurotiales, Aspergillaceae.
AUGGAGACAAAAGCCGGGCCCAUUUUCGAUGAGGCCCAAUAUCGCACCGAUGUCCUCCACCACCCCUCACCGGAAUCUGAAGCAGCGCAGGCGCAACACUUAGCCGAAGAGGCUGAACAGCUGGGUUUGAAAUUGCCAGAGAUUGAAGCAUCCGCGCUGCUAGCUGCCUCGAUCCCCUCGGAAAUGGUCGAUCCCUCCUCGCCAGUCCUGUCGUCUGGGUCGUGGACUGAUCGGAAUUCGGUGUGCGGCUCCGUCACUCCGUCUCACGAGGCACCCUCCCCCGUCCCAUCCGUGCUCGAUCAAAUCGUUUCGUCAUUGUCAGAUGUCACGCUUGCCUCAAACAAUUUAAAGGCUGGCAGUACACGAUCACUGGCCUCACUGUCUACGCGCCCGACCUCAUUUUGCUCCAGUGAGGGGAGGACGGGCCUUCUCGGGCACGGAUACAAUGAUCCAUUUGAGGCCAAUUCGCAUAGGCAUUCAAUUCUCAGCGUCGCAUCUGCCGACAAGAAGGAACGACGACGGAAUAGCUUGAAGUCGGCCAUUGGGAAGAUUCAUUUCCGCAAGAGGCGCACGUCCUCGGCCGUUGUCUUGCCCUCAGAAGGGUGCAUGACUGUCUCCACAAGCGACAAAGUCGUUGAACAUGUUUUCUUCGAACCUAAACCGGAAUCCAAUGAUGCUGCCCAUCAGGGUCCACCCCAUGCGACCAACGAGGCAUCACUUCCAAGGUUGGAAAUUCCUCGGUUCAGCAAAGAGGACUUACAAAGAAGCUUGGAUGAUCCGGAGCUAAGUGAGAUGCACGAGCGGCAUCAGAUGGAAAUGAAACGACAUCUCGAGUUCCAAGACGCCGCUCUAAGUACCCUCCGGCGUCGGCACCAGACUGCUAUCUCGGAGAAGCAGUCUAGCAACCAGCGCCAGGAGGAUGAGAAACGCGAGAAGAACAUUCAAGCUAUAGCCCAAAUUGAAGAGCGACAGCUGGCGGUAGAAAUCGAACAGCAACGUGAAUUCGAUCGUGCCAAAAUGAAUUCGAGUACUCGCAUCAAGCAUAUGGAGGGGUAUCUCCGCAAUGCCAGCCCACCGUCAUCUCCCGCUGGAACACUGAUCAGAGCCGAACGAUCCGAACGCUCCUCGGAAUCAUUCUCGGAAUCCGACUCAAUCCCACCAGCGCGUGUGUUCACUCGUGAACACAUGAAGCAACUAGAACAACAAUACCAUAGCCACAAAAGCAUGGACCAACUUCAUGACGCCCGCAUCAAAGUCCUCCGUGACCGCCAAGAACUUAAAUUGCAGGAAGCUACGGCGCGUAUGGAAAAGGAACUGAAUGAAAUGUGUAACCGACACAGUCAGGAUAUUGCUACCUUGCAAACUGAGCAUGAACGAGAAGAAGCAUCUCUCAUGCAAGCUUUGGAUACGAAAAAGACGACUUUGCGGCACCGCUGGUAUUUGGAAGAGGCUGUUCUACGUCGGCAUCUCGAGGUGCGACAUGGCCAAUCGUAUGGUCCUUUGCCGCUUGUCGCUUUCACUCCCAAUACGCCCAUUGCUGUUGUGGAACAUUCACCACUCCAAACUUCAACCCCAGAUACAAUCCACCCAAGCCAGGAUUAUGUGCCCCUCUAA